Molecule: messenger RNA, 918 nt
Organism: Drosophila mojavensis
Lineage: Eukaryota; Metazoa; Arthropoda; Insecta; Diptera; Drosophilidae
Product: histone H3-like centromeric protein cid
Exons: 2
Coding region: 225-878 (217 amino acids)
Cellular component (GO): nucleosome
Molecular function (GO): protein heterodimerization activity; structural constituent of chromatin; DNA binding
Source: RefSeq, a predicted model, not a curated record
AUGUAUCUAUUUUUUAUCAAUUUUCAACACAAUAUUUACACAAAAAUUAAAUUUUUUAAUUUCGCUUGAAUCGCUCACUUUUCUAGCUGUGCUCCAAAAGGUUAAGCUGCGAGUGAACGCCGUUCACUUCAUUACAGUUUUCAAACAUUUACAGCACUGAAAGUAUUGUGUAACGAAAAUCUUUUAACAGUGACGUUAAAAAACCAUAAAAUCAUUCUCAUAAUAUGCGUCGGUCUGGUUUGCCAAAUUCUGAUGACUCCGGAUCGGACUUGUCUAUUGCGUUUGGACUUGAUGGAGUUCCACGCUGCUCCACGACUCGCAAGCAACAGAAGCACUUAGAUAAAUCAAAGAAUGCAGACGGAAUUAAUGACAACGAAGAGGAAGACGUUGUUGCUGUUUGUCCAGCAAAUCCUUCAAUUAGGAAAGGACUUUUACCGACGUUGCCGUGUCCACAAGAACCAGUGUUUCCACUAGAUCCAGAGUGUCCACCAGAACCAGCGUGUGCAGUAGAACCGGAGCGUCCACUCGAACCAACAAGUUCAAAGCGCCGCAAGCAAUCGAAUCCUUUCAGACGAGCGCAGAAGUUCAAACGCGAAGUUCGUCUGCUGCAGCGUACGCCUAAUUUUAUGAUUCCACGCAUAUCCUUUGGCCGGGUGGUUCGCGAGAUUAUGCUCGAGAGGUGUGACUGUGAGCCGCAUUUUCGCAUCACAAUGGGCGCCUUGGAGGCGCUGCAAACGGCAACAGAGAUGUUCUUGACGCAACGCUUCCAGGACUCCUAUAUGAUGACCAUGCACCGCCAGCGGGUCACCCUGGAGCUGCGUGACAUGGCCCUUAUGGCAUUCAUAUAUUUGAUUUUGAAUGCGCUCGUGUCAAUAUAAAAGGAAGAAAUGGAGCUGAGUCGUUUUGCCUAGGUCCGUC